This is a messenger RNA of Loa loa (African eye worm), 1272 nucleotides long. RefSeq lists its product as hypothetical. The transcript has 9 exons. NCBI's taxonomy places the organism in Eukaryota, Metazoa, Nematoda, Chromadorea, Rhabditida, Onchocercidae. The record is from RefSeq and is a predicted model, not a curated record. The coding region runs from base 1 to 1272 and encodes 423 amino acids.
AUGCUUAUUCGAACUGGUAUACCCAAUGAUUUAAGACCAAUCAUUUGGAAAUUACUCAUUCAACAACAAAUUGUUGAUAUUAAAAAAAAUAUGGCAAAUAUUACUUUCGUGAUUUAUGCAAUACACGUGGAUCACUUGAUGAAACAGAGAGACAAUCAUCAAAAACAGAUAACGCUUGAUUUAUUACGAACAUUACCUGAUAACAUCCAUUUCAUGUCACCAACAUGUAAAGGGAUUCAACAAUUAGAGCAAGUACUUCGUGCUUUCUGUUUGCAUAAUCCGAUAAUUGGUUAUUGUCAGGGAAUGAAUUUUAUUUCCGGUACAGCAAUGCUUUUUCUUGGUGUCGAAGAUACAUUCUGGUUUUUAGUUGCAGUUACGGAAAAAUAUUUUGAUAAAUCAUAUUUUGAUUAUGCAUUAACCGGUGCACAAGCUGAUCAGGAAGUGUUAAAGGAAUUGGUUGCAAGACGAUUACCACGAUUAGCUGCGCAUUUGGAUCAUUACGGUAUUGAUUUAGCUACAGUAACUCUAAAUUGGUUUUUGGCAUUGUUUCAUGAUGCUGUACCUUUUCAGACAAUGAUUCGAAUAUGGGAUUGUUUCCUUUUGGAUGGUACAAAAGUGCUCUUUCGAUUUGCGCUUGCAAUUUUAUCCAUUCAUGAAAAUGAGGUGCUUCAACGUUGUGAUACCAUAUCAGUUAUCAAAAUUCUCAAAGCAUCCGUUCGUUUAACAUAUGAUUACGAAGGAUUGUUUAAUUUAGCAUUCGACAAUAUGCAACCAUUUCCAUCACAUUCUGAAAUUGAAAAUAAACAAAAAUGGUAUUUAAAUAUAUUACGUGAACGAUUAAAUCGUAAACAACAAUUACGAAAAGUAUUCACAUCUUUAUCAUUGGAAAAAUCACGAUUUCCAACGAUUGAAGUUGUGACAUUUAGUAUGACACAUGAAGGUACAGGUUUCAUUUGUGCUGGUCAUCAAACAAAAGGUAUUAUUAUACGUUUCACUCUUACUAACAAUAUUUCAACUAUGAAUAAACUUGAUACUGAAUUUGAUUGUAAAAUUUUUUCAAUGGCAUUAAGAGAAGGUGAAAUUGGAUAUGUUUCAUUGUUAUCUGGUUAUAUUGUUGCAUUACAAAUUAAUGAUACAAAGAGCGAAAUAUUAUGGGAAUUGAAAAUAUCUGAUAUUGCACUUAAAUUAUUAUACAGCGAUAAAUUACUGUAUGCAGCACUUGCAAGUGGUGUUCUGACCGUUUUUGAGGUAUAUAUUUCGAUAAUUGCUUAA